GUUACAGAGUUGAAGAAGCUGUAAUCUCUCUCGUGAAGAGAGAGAAUUUAAGAGAAAAAUUAUUAUUUUUUUUCUUUUUAUUUACAAAAUAUUAUUCAUAGAUUCAUAGCAAAUUUUAGCAAUUCGACCAUAUUUUUUUUUCUUAAUUUUUUUGAUUUUUUAAUUUUUUUUUGAAUUUAUAAAUCUGCAUGAUCGGAACGGGAAAAGAGGAACUUUUGAUCGGAGAAAUCUGAAAGAGGAAUUUUUUUCCGGCACAUCAUGUCUGCUAUAUUGUGCGGGAAGAGAUCGAAUUUGUUUGAGGAUUUUCAGUCGUCGUCGUCUGCGUCAACGCCGGUUUCGAAGAGGAUUCGCCGUAAUUUUUCUCCGGCGAGGUCUAAUUCUGAUUCCGAUCGUGUUUUGUGUGGUAAUUUGAUUGCAUCGUCGGCACUCGAUCAUCUUCUCAUGAUUUUCUCUGACACGGACAAGCAGUUGGUUGAGAGAGCACUUGAAGAAUCCGGUGAUGAUCUAGAUUCUGCUAUCAAACGCCUGAAUGAGCUCUGCUUGGGAUCUGGUGAUAAUCUGAGGCCUGUGGCAGGAAGCUCUGGUGCUACACAUGAGUUCAGCAGCCAGGUUUUUCCUCAAGGUGUGGCUACAACUAAUGGUGAGACCCCAUCUGCAGAGGAUUUAUCUUCUGCAGAAGUGGUGCAUUUGCAGGGUACAGAAUGGGUGGAUCUUUUUGUUGGAGAGAUGAUGAGUGCAUCAAACAUAGAUGAUGCUAAAGCGCGUGCUUCACGAGCUCUGGAGGCUUUUGAGAAGACCAUAUGUGCUCGUGCAACAGAGGCAGCCUGCCGUUUCCAGAAGGAGAAUAUGAUGCUCAAGCAGCAGUUAGAAGCUCUUGUACAAGAGAAUGCUAUUUUCAAGCGAGCAGUUGCCAUCCAGCAUGAGCGUCAAAAGGAAUUCGAGAAUAGAGGGAACGAGUUGAAUCAGCUGAAGCAGUCGGUGGCUCAGUACCAGGAGCAGCUUAGAACCCUUGAGGUCAAUAACUAUGCUCUCACGAUGCACCUCAAGCAAGCUCAACAAAGCAACAACUCCAUUCCAGGGCGUUUCAACCCCGAUGUCUUUUAGUAUGUGUCAUGUCCCUAUUGGCUGUGUAACAUACAUAGGUAGCAACAGUAGUAUCCUAUCGUCACAGUAGCAGCAAGUGUUUCCUAGAGAUGAAUGACGAUAUUAAGCUAGAACUUCUGUCUAUUGAUCAAAGUGCCCUUCUGCAGUUACUAGACAAAGGGUACUUUGUUCUGUUCAUACAAGUUUUUAUUUGUUUUUCUGCUGUUGUUUCAAUUAGAGUAUCCAAAGUUCAUACAGUUCUAUUCUUCUUCUUCUGCUUUUAAGAAGAUGUUCAACACAUGAUUGUUAUGCUUUA
Molecule: messenger RNA, 1399 nt
Organism: Solanum lycopersicum (tomato)
Lineage: Eukaryota; Viridiplantae; Streptophyta; Magnoliopsida; Solanales; Solanaceae
Molecular function (GO): protein binding
Source: RefSeq, a predicted model, not a curated record